Messenger RNA from Lottia gigantea (owl limpet), 1572 nucleotides. RefSeq lists its product as hypothetical. NCBI's taxonomy places the organism in Eukaryota, Metazoa, Mollusca, Gastropoda, Lottiidae. Bases 1 to 1572 code for a protein of 523 amino acids. The record is from RefSeq and is a predicted model, not a curated record. The transcript has 10 exons.
AUGGCAGAUCGUGGCAGUUAUGGAAGGGGAGAAGAUUAUGACUCUGAAGAAGAUGACAAUGAUUUCCACCGUAAAGUUCAGCUACAACAGCAAUUAAUACAAGCUGAACAGAUGGAGAAAGUUGACCGACAGAAAGAGGUGCUUGGAUUACAACAGCAGGCAUUGUUACAACAGCAAGAUGAUGAUUUAAUGCAGAAAGUUUAUCAACAACAGCAGAUGAUGAACAGAGAUCAACCUCAAAUGAUGGCUCCACCACAACACUUACAACAAGUAAUGAAUAUCCCAGCUGGGUCAGGACCCCCUACAUCUGCCCCCCAACCACCACCACUGAUGUCACUUAAUACACAGGGUGGUAUUCCACCACCGACACAACCCAUGAUGGUUUCAGGACCAGGGUCACAAGGAGCUAUGGCCCCUAGUCAACAACAGAUGCCACCAGGUGGCCCACCUCCAGGUUUGCAGAUGCCACAAGGAAUGCAGGGUCCUCAAGGCAUGGGAGGACCACCCCAAGGAAUUGGAGCCCCGCCUGGACCUCCUCAAGGUAUAGGAGGGCCACCCCAGAGCAUAGGAGUGCCACCCCAGAACAUGGGAGUGCCUCCUGGCCCACCUCAAGGAAUGGGAGGGCCACCUCAAAGCAUGGGAGGACCCCCUCAAAACAUGGGAGGUCCACCUCAAAACAUUGGAGGCCCCCCUGCACCUCCUCAGAUGAUGGGUAGACCUCCAGGACCGCCACAAGGAAUGGGUGGUCCACCUCAAGGAAUGGGAGGGCCACAAGGACCACCUCAAAGAAUGGGGGGACCUCCAUCAGGCCCGCAAGGAUCUGGAAUGGGAGGACCACCGAUGGGUAUGGAUGGACCACCAAGAGGAAUGGACAGACCCCCACAAAGAGAAAGUGGACCACAGAGAAUCAGUCCUCGAGGAACAUCUGGGGGACAGUCCAGACAACCACAGCCUUUGAUGGAAAAGAACAUUCCUCCACCGGUCGAGAGACCACCAGGACAGAAAGAAAUGAAACUACCAGUGGCUUUAGAGAAAAUGCUGGAAUUCAAAACAGCUCGAGCUGAAGAAGUGGGCUUUAGUCUGGAUGAGUUGGAGAAAACUAGCAAAGAUGAUGAUAAGGAGGAUAAUGAAGAUGAUGAUGACAAUGAUGAUGCUCCAGAAGAAAUACCAGGCGCCAAUGAUGAUCAACAGCCAGAGGAAGAGGAAGAAGAGGAGGUUAUUGAGAAGCCACCACAACCUUCAAAAAAAGAGUCUAAAAAUAAACGACGUAAGAAGAAGAAGAAGAAAGCCAAGAAGAAUCGUCAAUUGAAAUCAUUUGACAGACAAUCUGACGAGGAGGAGGAAAAGGAUGAAGAUGUUCAAGUCGAAUAUGUACAAGAACAGUUAGAACUGGAACCAUCAGAUCCAAACUAUUUUGUCUUCUCCAGAAUAUUCGAAGCUUUCAAGAUUUCGGAACCAGAAAAAAUUAAAGACACCAGUAAGCCAGAUUCUGGGAAGAAAGAUGGAGAAAAGAAAGAUGAAUCAAAGAAAGAAAAAACAGGACUUGAGGAUGAUGAAGAUGAUGUAAGUUGA